GCCACUUUUGGCUCGUUCGUGUGAGAGUAGAAGAGGGCGCUGAAUAUACAUUUCACACCCGGCUGUCGUUGCUGUCGAGGCGGACUUUGUGGGGUACCGAAAGCUCGGUUCCGUUCGAACACAACGCCUGUCAAGUUACUUAACCGAGGAACGACAACGAAUAUUGGCAACGACGGCAGCCCGGGUGACAACUGUCUACUUGUUCGCUUCAAGCGGUCCGGUUCCACAGGGAGCUGGGAGUCAUCUUGACUAGCAGGGGGAGAUUGGAUUGGAUUUGGUGUGGUGUCUCGGAGCCGGGUUAUCCGGGGUGAGAACUCAUGAAUGGAAAGCGGAACAACAGGAGCCGCUAGAGCCCAAGCCCUUUUUUCAUUGCCACGGCGACCCGGCUAUGGCACCAUUGGGAAGCCCAUCAAGCUUCUUGCCAACUGUUUCCAGGUUGACAUCCCUAAAAUCGACGUCUACCUCUACGAAGUGGACGUCAAGCCUGACAAAUGUCCUCGCAGGGUAAACAGGGAGGUGGUGGGCUCCAUGGUUCAGCACUUCAAGGUAACCAUCUUUGGUGACCAUCUUCCAGUUUAUGAUGGGAAGAAAAGCCUCUACACCGCUAACCCACUUCCUGUUGCCACUUCUGGGGUUGAUUUGGAUGUCACCCUCCCAGGGGAAGGUGGGAAGGACCGUCCAUUUAAGGUCACCAUGAGGUUUGUAUCGUUGGUCAGCUGGCAUCUGCUGCACGAUGUCCUGAUGGGACGUGGCGUAUCCGAACCGCUGGACCUGGACAAACCCGUCAGCAACAACCCCGUGCACGCCGUUGAUGUUGUUCUGCGACACCUGCCCUCCAUGAAGUACACUCCUGUUGGGCGAUCCUUCUUCUCCUCCCCCGAGGGCUACGACCACCCGCUCGGUGGAGGAAGAGAGGUUUGGUUCGGCUUCCACCAGUCCGUACGACCAGCCAUGUGGAAGAUGAUGCUCAACAUCGAUGUGUCCGCCACCGCUUUUUAUAAAGCCCAGCCGGUCAUCCAGUUCAUGUGUGAGGUCCUCGACAUUCACAACAUUGACGAGCAGCCUCGCCCUCUCACCGAUUCCCACAGGGUCAAAUUCACCAAAGAGAUCAAAGGUUUGAAAGUGGAAGUAACGCACUGCGGAACCAUGCGUAGGAAGUACAGAGUCUGCAAUGUAACAAGGCGCCCGGCGAGCCUUCAAACUUUCCCUUUGCAACUGGAGAAUGGCCAGACCGUUGAACGCACAGUGGCACAAUACUUCAGAGAGAAGUACAAUUUGCAUCUCAAGUAUCCCCACCUGCCUUGUCUGCAAGUGGGCCAAGAACAGAAACACACCUACCUCCCCCUCGAGGUGUGUAAUGUGGUUGCUGGUCAGCGCUGCAUUAAAAAACUGACAGAUAACCAAACAUCCACCAUGAUAAAAGCAACAGCGCGCUCUGCACCGGACAGACAGGAGGAGAUCAGCCGCCUCGUGCGGAGUGCCAAUUACGAUGCUGACCCAUUUGUCCAGGAGUUCCAAUUCCAUAUACGUGAUGAGAUGGCUCAGGUUACGGGCCGCGUCCUGCCGGCCCCCAUGCUGCAAUAUGGCGGCAGGGUGAGCUCUGAACCCUUUAUGCCUCUGCAGAUCAACUCUGCACUGUCCUUGCAGAACCGCACGGUGGCCACACCCAGUCACGGGGUGUGGGACAUGAGGGGGAAGCAGUUUCACACCGGAGUGGAGAUCAAGAUAUGGGCCAUUGCCUGUUUCGCCACCCAGAGGCAGUGCCGUGAAGAGAUUCUCAAGAGCUUCACUGACCAGCUGCGGAAGAUCUCAAAGGAUGCUGGGAUGCCCAUUCAGGGCCAACCAUGUUUUUGCAAAUACGCCCAGGGGGCUGACAGUGUGGAACCCAUGUUCAGACACCUGAAGAAUACCUACCUGGGCCUGCAGCUAAUCAUCGUAAUCCUCCCUGGCAAAACCCCCGUUUAUGCUGAGGUAAAGCGUGUCGGAGACACCCUCCUUGGCAUGGCCACUCAGUGUGUCCAGGUGAAGAAUGUAGUGAAGACUUCCCCGCAGACGCUGUCCAAUCUCUGCCUCAAGAUCAACGUCAAACUCGGCGGCAUCAAUAACAUCCUAGUUCCUCACCAACGACCCUCCGUGUUCCAGCAGCCUAUCAUCUUCCUUGGGGCUGACGUCACUCAUCCUCCAGCAGGAGAUGGGAAGAAGCCAUCUAUCGCAGCGGUGGUUGGCAGCAUGGACGCCCACCCCAGCAGGUACUGCGCUACUGUUCGAGUCCAGAGACCCAGACAGGAAGUCAUCCAGGACUUGGCGUCCAUGGUGCGAGAGCUCUUGAUCCAGUUCUACAAAUCGACCCGCUACAAGCCGACCAGGCUCAUCUUUUACAGGGACGGUGUGUCUGAGGGCCAGUUCAGACAGGUGCUAUACUAUGAGCUACUAGCUAUCAGGGAGGCGUGUAUCAGUCUGGAGAAGGAAUACCAGCCUGGGAUUACCUAUAUUGUUGUACAAAAACGACAUCACACUCGUCUCUUCUGUGCCGAUCGCAAUGAGCGGGUUGGAAGAAGCGGAAACAUUCCUGCAGGCACGACGGUGGACACAGACAUCACUCAUCCUUAUGAAUUUGACUUUUACCUCUGCAGUCAUGCCGGAAUCCAGGGCACAAGCAGGCCGUCCCACUAUCACGUGUUGUGGGAUGACAACUGUUUUACUGCCGAUGAGUUCCAGCUCCUCACCUACCAGCUGUGCCACACCUACGUACGCUGCACGCGCUCUGUCUCCAUCCCAGCACCGGCCUACUACGCCCACCUGGUGGCCUUCCGUGCACGCUACCACCUGGUGGAUAAAGAGCACGACAGUGCCGAGGGCAGCCACAUCUCAGGGCAGAGUAACGGCAGGGACCCCCAGGCGCUGGCCAAGGCCGUGCAGAUCCACCACGACACGCUGAGGACCAUGUACUUUGCCUGAACGCGCCUCCUCCUCCUCCCGCAUUUAUACGCCACUACCCUGGUCGUCUCACCACGCACCAGUGAAGAGUUGCCUGUAUGCAAGUUGAAGUUGAAUUCACAGGUCAUCCUCGCCUUCCAGAUUUUGACAGCAGCUUGGGGUAUACGCGUGUGCAUGCAGAGAAACGGUGGCGAGAUUAGUAGGGAAACCAAAAGCACCUGAUUAUUAUUAUUAUUAUUAUUAUUAUUGUCAUUUAAAACGAGUAGCAACUAAUGAGCCUCAAACUUGCUGAUGGUUUUUACAUAUUUUCCCGUGUCUUGUAAGAUGUAUGUGUGCAUUCUGCAAAAAACGGCAGCCUUCGUGUGGAUGCUUUUUAAGCCAGCGCUGAGUCCCAGUGCUUCAGAUGCUUGACUUGCGUGACCGCCAUACUUUUGAGGCAUGUUGUAUCCCUUGUUGCCUUACUGUGAAGUGCGUAAAACUUUGGACUGUUAUAUCUUCUAAGCCAGCUGCUGCGCUUGAUCCGUCAGUUUUAUUUCAGUUUGAACCCCAAUUUACAGAAACGGAGCAAACGGUUACCUUGACGUGUCCUUGCUGUGCACAAGAAGUCAUCUCCGUGAUGAAUGUUUUGUGUCUUGUGAUCAAGAAACGGGCUGCAAAGUGUCUGGGGUGGAUUUUAAUGGAAGUGCCUGGCCUGAUUAGAAAGAGUGCAAUGAAGUGUUGUUGGCUUUGAACGUACUGGUGAUCACCGGAACUCAACUUAAAAGCUGCUGCUAGUGACAGAACAGUGUAGUAUUUUUUUUCUCUCUCAAAUGCAUAUUUACCCUAUUAAUACAGAGGAACUUGAAAGUUAUUAUAUAUUCAUCGCACUUAUAGUGUCUUUUGCCUGCAUUGAAAGCAUCUUUAGUCACAAGUUUAUGUCCCAUUUGAUGGUGUGUCCUGAUGACCACUUGUUGAUUUUUACUUGAAAAGUCAAUCAUGGGCAUGUUUAGUAAGCAUUUUUUAAUCUUCUUUCUAAUUGAGCUUGGGCUUACUGAACAUCUGCCUCCCCCCGCCCCCCUCUCACUUCAUCCAAAGAUGGAGGCAUAUUUAUAUUGUAACGUAUUUAUGUAAGAGGGGAACAGUGGAUGUUUUUUUAACUGAUAUUUUAAUCACGGUGAUGGUCUGAUCAGUGUCCAAAUUGGUUCAUGCAAGUCCUUAAGUGCGAUGGGGGUUCAUAAGGCAGCGACUAAAAAGAAACUUGUGUAGAAGGUUGGUCCUCCGUGCCUUUUUGUGAUGGUGCUGAAAAAACCCGAGCUAACCGUCUCCACAAGUGAGCUAUUUAACCAUGACGAUACUGUAUUGGUGAGUUUUUGUACUUUUGUGUGUGUGUGUGUGUGUGUGUGCCUCAGCCAAGAAUACAAAAUAUAUGCAGAAUUGAUCAAUACGGAGCUGACAGGACCAAAGGACGUGUAAGGGGGAUGCGUUCAGUGGACAUGCACUGUCAAUCCAGGAACAGUAGCUCAACACAAACCUCAUGUAGUGUUAUUUAUUAGACUUGUCGUCCCCAUUCAUCACUUUACUGCCUGAUUGAUGUGUACAUUCUUUGGACAGCAAUAAUGAAGCAGCCGGAAAGUGUCUGUGAAUCCACUUUUGCUUGUCUUCCCUUUGUUUAUCUGCUUUAUUAUUGCACAUGUAUUUUUUUUUAUCUAACAUGAUAUAGAGAGGUUUACAGUCACCCCCACAAAAAUAUACACUGUUGUUAUUGGCUGCAUAUCACACAGUAGAGGAAACAUGUUUCACUACUACUACUACUACUACCCCCCUCCUAGAUUUUUAAGCAUAAAACUAAAGACUAUUUUUGUCUUAACACUUGCCUUUUCUUUUAUUUUGUUUGUAUUUUUUAAAUAACUACCUUUAGUGGUGACAACAGCAUACUAGGUGAUUAAAAGUGAUGUUAUGACAUUUCCAUGAUUUUUGAAAACCGGUCACAUGGCCUCUGUAUUGCACUAUCAAUGCUUUCUGGUGUGACGCUAAUAAAGUAUGAUAUAUGACAUGCGGGUAAAUUCAUUUGAUAGCAUUAUCACUGUUAUUACUGUUUCAUUUAAUUUUAUGAAAGCAAACAUUGUCAAAAGACCUGGCUUGAACGUAGUUUUUAUCAUUAUGGGAUAUUGAAACUGAUUUGAUUACAGGGGUGUCCAAAGUGUGACCCGGGGGCCAUUUGUGG
Doryrhamphus excisus (bluestripe pipefish) is the source of this 5140-nucleotide messenger RNA. RefSeq names its product argonaute RISC catalytic component 3b (gene ago3b). The record is from RefSeq and is a predicted model, not a curated record. Lineage: Eukaryota; Metazoa; Chordata; Actinopteri; Syngnathiformes; Syngnathidae. Gene Ontology annotation, biological process: regulatory ncRNA-mediated gene silencing; regulation of stem cell proliferation. Gene Ontology annotation, molecular function: protein binding; RNA binding.